This is a messenger RNA of Phytophthora infestans T30-4, 1014 nucleotides long. RefSeq lists its product as uncharacterized. The coding region runs from base 1 to 1014 and encodes 337 amino acids. Lineage: Eukaryota; Oomycota; Peronosporomycetes; Peronosporales; Peronosporaceae. The transcript has a single exon. The record is from RefSeq and is a predicted model, not a curated record.
AUGUGGGCUCUGGAAAUUAAGCUUUAUGACGAUGCACUUGGACGAGAAGUGGACUACUUCGAUUUGUGUCCCAAGACGCCGAUGAUUUUCUUCAAUCAUUACUGGAACGGCGUUCCGGAAUCUCCACGCUGGCCAAAGAAUAAACCACUCUACUUAAUGCCGAACAUUGAGAUGUUUGAGCUCACAUCUACGCACUGUUGGAAAGUCGACGUCGUACUGUGCAAGACCCACGUAUGUUACGACAGAGUGACGCGCUGGUACAGCGAAAACGGCAGUCCACGCAACGUCAAAGUAUUUUACACGAAGCACACGUCAUCCGACCAGGCAGAAUUUGCACGACAGCGUCUAGGCAACACUUCUAUUGCUCCGAAAGACUUCUCCGGUGUGAAAUUUAUCCACACGGCUGGUUCCAGUGGCUGGAAAGGUACGCGACAGCUUGUCGACUGCUGGGUUCUGUCACCGGGGAUGCCUCCAUUGGACGUCUUUAUCGAUGACAGCUCAUACAACCGUCUAUUUCCACGGACAUACCAACUAUCGUUAAACCGUGCUCGCAGUCCUGUCCACAUCAAGCACGGUAUGUUGGAGCCUCAAGACUUUAACAAGUUGAUAGCCGAAUCGGCCUUCUUUAUGUGUCCAAGUCGAAUUGAGGGCUACGGUCACUACCUUAACCAAGCGCGGGCAUCGGGGGGAGUGGUGGUAACCACGGACACUCCCCCAAUGAACGAACUGAUCCUAUCGAGUGAAAUGGGAGUUUUGAUUUCAACAGAAUCUGAGCGUCACCCGAAGAUGCUUCUUGGAGGUAAAUACGAAGGUGAACGAGGACUGAACGACACUGAGGGGUUGUUGGCUACAUUUAACUCUAGCGGGUUAUGUAAUGCUAUCCAGCACUUCGUAUCAUCGACAACCACCAAGCAACGCGCAGCCAUGGGCGCUCGAGCGAGACAACAGUAUCACGAAGACACGAAAUUCUUUGCACAAUCGAUGCAUAAAUUACGCCUGUUCACCCGAAACUAA